Molecule: messenger RNA, 1339 nt
Organism: Gastrolobium bilobum
Lineage: Eukaryota; Viridiplantae; Streptophyta; Magnoliopsida; Fabales; Fabaceae
Product: glyoxylate/hydroxypyruvate reductase HPR3-like
Exons: 2
Coding region: 123-1094 (323 amino acids)
Cellular component (GO): cytosol
Molecular function (GO): glyoxylate reductase (NADPH) activity; NAD binding; hydroxypyruvate reductase [NAD(P)H] activity
Source: RefSeq, a predicted model, not a curated record
GCGUCAAUGUUCCACAAUUUGAUCGUUCUAUAAAAAAAAAAAGCGCUUAUCACCGUUGACAUUGGCUUUGUGGAGUGAACUAUGACCCCUCUCCUUCCGAUUCAUCUCACAGUUGUUCAUCGAUGGCGAACCAAAAUCUCCCACGUGUCCUUCUUCUCCUUCCUCCUAUGGUCUCCUCCGAAUUCCAACGCCACUACUCUAACAAGUUCCAUUUCCUAAACCUUUCCUCUCUCCCUUUACGCCAAUUCAUAGCCACCGGAGACCAUGACCCUUCAUCCAUAACCGCUCUCAUCUGCUACGGCGGACAACCCCUCAACGCCGACGCCCUCGGAUUAUUUCCAUCUCUCCGCCUUGUUCUCACCCCUAGCUCCGGAACCGACCACAUAGACUUGUCCGAGUGCGGCCGCCGCGGAGUUCAGGUUGCCGGCAUAGGAAACUUGUUCUCCGAGGAUGUCGCCGACUUGGCCGUCGGUUUGUUGAUUGACGUCGUCACCAAAAUCUCCGCCGCCGAUCGCUAUUUGAGAAGACAUGUUCCCCCUCCCUGGAAUUUUCCCCUCGGAUCCAAGCUGGGAGACAAGAAGGUUGGUAUUAUUGGUUUGGGAAAAAUUGGCUUGGAAGUUGCACAUAGGCUAGUUAAGGGCUUUGGAUGCACUGUAUUAUACCACUCUAGGAGCAAAAAGCCAUUUGUUUCAUACCCUUUCUAUGGCAGUGUUGUUGAGCUUGCAACUAACAGUGAUGUACUUGUUCUCUGUUGUGAACUAAAUGACCAAACAAGGCACAUGAUCAACAGAGAAGUCAUGUUGGCAUUGGGAAAAGAAGGAAUCAUAAUCAAUGUUGGAAGAGGGGCUCUCAUAGAUGAAAAGGAAUUGUUGAAGUGUUUAAUGGAUGGAGAGGUUGGUGGUGCUGGUUUGGAUGUGUUUGAGGGUGAGCCUCAUGUUCCUAAAGAGUUCUUUGGGUUGGAUAAUGUGGUCCUAUCACCACAUUUAGCUGCUUUAACUUCAGAGUCUUACAUGGGUAUGUGCCAACUUAUGGCACACAAUUUGGAAGCCUUCUUCUCAAAUAAGCCUCUGAUUACUCCAGUCAUAGUUGAUUGAAUUGGUUCUUCAUAUUUUUUUAUUUUCUUUUUGUAUCACGCUUCCUUGUGGGGGAGUCUUCUUGUGACAUUUCCAACGUUCAUGUCAUUUUCAAUGUAUAUGUGUACAACUAGACUUGUGUGACAAGUGUUGUAAUUUACAUGUAGCAUGGAAGCAAUAAGCACACACAAGUUUUACCUCAUCAAGCAGUAAAACAGUCAAUUCAGACGUUAACACUUUGUUGUUUAUUUAUGUCCACUUAGUGU